AUGGAGAACACUCGGGUGUUUGUCAGUGGGCUUCCGCCUACCUGCUCGAAUGAGCAGCUUCGCAGUCAUUUUGCAGGUCGAUUCACAGUGACAGACGCUCACGUCUUGCCUAAGAGGCGGAUGGGGUUCGUUGGUUUUAAGAGCAAUGAAGCCGCUCUGGAUGCUGUGAAGUACUUCAAUAGGACCUACAUGAAGAUGUCCAGGAUCUCGGUAGAUCUUGCCCGACCGAUUGAUUCUAAAUCCACAGAGCGCUCUCAUCCCACAAGGAGACUGGAUCCCAGCAAUGACGUGGAGAAUGUCCUCAAACGUAAACGCGAGGCCGACGCUCAGCGUCAGGAUCCCAAGUUACAGGAGUAUCUUGCCUUGACUCAGGCCUCUAAGACAAGGACUUGGGCGAAUGAUGACACCACCGCAAUGGCUAUGGCUGCUCAGCAAGCCGAGCCUCCAACUAACCCCCAACCCCAGGAAAUCAAACACACCGAGGAACUUCCUUCACACCCCAAGAAAGCUCGCUUGCAAGAAUCCCUUAAUCACAUCAAGAGUGAUGAACCUCAGGUCUCAGAAGAGCUUGAGGUCGAGGAAGAGACCGAGGCAACCACAGAACCACAGGAGAUGUCGCAGUCCGCAGCUGGCGAAGCAGCUCCAGUAUCAGAUAGUGACUGGCUUCGGUCGAAGACUAGCCGGCUCCUUGGCCUUUUGGAUGAGGAAGAGCAGGCUGACUUUGAUCAACAGAAAGCUGCUCAACCAGCUGAGUCACCCGUCUUUGAGCAGGGAGAAUCACGAACCACCGCCUUCGAUGGUGAAGUUCAACCGGCUCGUCAAGAAGUCUCAAUGCAGGAUACCGACACUGCCGAGCCUGAACCCGAGCCUGAGAAGCCUGACCCAAACGUUGAGCUCAUCCGGGAGUCUGCACGCUUGUUCCUACGGAAUUUAGCUUACGACAUCACGGAUGCGGACCUUGAGCCGAUUUUUGCUCCGUUUGGGAAACUCGAUGAGAUUCACGUCGCUUUUGAUACUCGGACUGAAACCAGCAAAGGGUUUGCCUACAUCCAGUACACAAAUGCCGAUGCAGCUAUCGAGGCAUAUCGUGCUCUGGAUGGGAAGCACUUCCAGGGACGGUUAUUACACAUUCUACCUGCCACGGCAAAGAAGACCUACAAGAUUGACGAUGUGGAACUGUCAAAACUCCCCUUGAAGAAACAGAAGCAAAUAAAACGUAAAUUGGGUGCCACUUCGUCUACUUUUAGUUGGAAUUCUCUGUACAUGAAUGCCGACGCUGUCAUGUCCUCAGUCGCCGACAGGCUCGGUGUCAGUAAAGCGGAUCUCCUCGACCCGACAUCUUCAGACGCUGCAGUGAAGCAAGCGCACGCCGAGACCCACGUCAUCCAAGAGACCAAGGCUUACUUUGCAUCCAACGGAGUCAACAUUGAAGCAUUCAAGGAACGUGAGCGUGGCAAUACCGCCAUCUUGGUGAAGAACUUUUCUUUUGGGGUCAAAUCCUCUGACCUACGCAGUCUGUUUGAACCCUACGGCCAGAUCACACGGCUCCUCAUGCCUCCCAGCGGCACCAUUGCCAUUGUGGAGUUUGCCAGGCCCGAUCAGGCUCAGGCUGCGUUCAAAGGUCUCGCCUAUCGGAAAAUCGGCGACUCCAUUCUUUUCUUGGAGAAAGCGCCCAAGAAUUUAUUCGACGGGACUGCUCAGGUCACGGCUGUUCCCGAGACCCAGGCCAAGUCGCAAGGGUUCUCUACAUCAGAUACUUUCGCGGCAGAUGAGCCCGAUACAGGCAUCACUUCAACUUUGUUCAUCAAGAACUUGAACUUUGCCACUACAAACGAACGGUUCCUGGAGGUUUUCCGUCCUCUGGAAGGAUUUGUGACCGGCCGCAUCAAGACCAAGCCAGAUCCCAAGCGGCCCGGACAGACUCUCAGUAUGGGCUUUGGCUUUGCGGAGUUCAAAACCAAGGCACAAGCUCAGGCAGCUCUCGCGGCUAUGAAUGGGUACAAGCUUGAUCAGCAUGAGCUUGUGAUCCGCGCCUCCCACAAGGGCAUGGAUGCUGCCGAGGAACGGAGACGGGAGGAUACCGCGAAGAAGAUUGCGGCCCGACGGACCAAGAUCAUCAUCAAGAACUUGCCAUUCCAGGUCACCAAGAAAGACAUUCGUGCAUUGUUUGGAGCCUAUGGCCAACUUCGCUCUGUGCGAGUCCCGCAGAAGUUCGAUCGGUCCGCUCGUGGUUUUGGUUUCGCCGACUUUAUCAGUGCCCGGGAAGCCGAGAAUGCGAUGGACGCAUUGAAAAACACCCAUUUGCUUGGCCGCCGACUUGUUCUGGAAUUCGCCAACGAAGAAGCAAUUGAUGCCGAGGAAGAGAUCGCGAAGAUUGAAAAGAAGGUGGGAGAGCAGGUAGACAGGGUCAAGCUUCAACAGCUCACUAGCGGAGGGCGUAAGAAGUUCACAGUAGGGGGAGGAGACGAGGAUGAGGCAUGA
Molecule: messenger RNA, 2481 nt
Organism: Penicillium oxalicum
Lineage: Eukaryota; Fungi; Ascomycota; Eurotiomycetes; Eurotiales; Aspergillaceae
Gene: mrd1
Product: RNA-binding ribosome biosynthesis protein MRD1
Exons: 4
Coding region: 1-2481 (826 amino acids)
Molecular function (GO): RNA binding
Source: RefSeq, a predicted model, not a curated record